AUGCAUGCAUCUUCGUCCAUCCCCGAGUUAUACGAUCACGUCAUCGACAAUGGUCGUCUCCAGUUCAUCGAGAAACUCGGAGAGGGUGCAUAUGGCGUGGUCUACCGGGCUGUGGAUCUGGACUCUCCCACGUCCUCGCGGAACCCAGAUCCCAAGCAGUACGCCGUCAAAGUCAUGUUGAAGGCGCAGCCCCGGACUCGCCAUGUGCGAUAUCAGCGUGGCGAGAUCGCCGCCCACCGCAGUGUCUCUGCCCACCCGAACAUCCUCACGCUCCACAAAGUGAUAGAGGACGAGCCGUACAUCUAUCUUGUGAUGGACUAUUGCCCCGGCGGCGAUAUGUUCCGCCAUAUCACGGAGCGCAAGACGUACGGAGGGAAGACGGACCUAGUCAAAAAGGUCUUUGUCCAGAUCCUUGACGCCGUUCAGGCAUGCCAUGAGCAGGGCCUCGCCCAUCGCGACCUGAAGCCGGACAACAUUCUGUGCAUGGACGAGAGCGGCUCGAGGGUCGUCCUUGCGGACUUCGGCCUCUCGACGAGCUCAGAUAGGAGCUCAACCUUCGGGUGUGGUAGCUCGUAUUACACCAGUCCAGAGACGAUCGGCACAGACUUCGGGUACAGGCCUUACGAUGCCAAGGUCGCCGAUGUCUGGUCUCUGGGCGUCAUGCUGGUCAACAUGAUCGCCGGUCGGAAUCCAUGGACGUCUGCGACGAUGGAGGACCAAUGCUUCCUGCGCUCCAUGACGAAGCCGGGCUACCUGCAGAAGAUGCUUCCGAUCUCGGACGAGGCGGUGACAAUCCUUCAGCGCAUAUUCACCUACGACCCGAAGAUGCGCAUCACCCUCCCCAAGCUCCGCGAGGCUAUUCUCAAGGUCAAGACCUUCUUCAUGACCAAGGAGCAGCUGGCGAAGAGCCACCGUUUCGCCCAGAUCGCUGCCAGGUCCUACUUCCAGAAGUACUACUCGUUCACGGAGGAGGAUUACAAGGAGAUGAAUGCACUGGAACAGGCGGAGUUCGGCAGACGGGAGAACCUGGUCGAGGCUCUCGUGGUGGAGAACCCGACGAACCACUUCAGGCUCGUCGACCGCGUCGGGUCCCCGGGCAUGCCGUCCCUAACCAACAGCGACUCGGAUUCAGAUGCGGAGAGCAUAGGGCCCGUCACUCCCGCCCGGAACGCUGUGGGAUCGGAGACAUUGGUCGAUGUGCCACUUCUGAAGGACGGGGAGGACAUGGGCGUGCCAGUCGUGCCCACGGUAGCCAAGAAGAGACGCGACCGUCCUUUCGGGUCUCUCGUGCAGUUCAUGGAGCGCUUCGCCUUGUGA
Molecule: messenger RNA, 1317 nt
Organism: Fomitopsis serialis
Lineage: Eukaryota; Fungi; Basidiomycota; Agaricomycetes; Polyporales; Fomitopsidaceae
Product: Pkinase-domain-containing protein
Exons: 3
Coding region: 1-1317 (438 amino acids)
Biological process (GO): autophagy; peptidyl-serine phosphorylation
Cellular component (GO): cytoplasm
Molecular function (GO): protein serine/threonine kinase activity; ATP binding
Source: RefSeq, a predicted model, not a curated record